This is a messenger RNA of Linum tenue, 615 nucleotides long. NCBI's taxonomy places the organism in Eukaryota, Viridiplantae, Streptophyta, Magnoliopsida, Malpighiales, Linaceae. The record is from the annotation of a GenBank genome assembly.
AUGGCUGCAUCAGCUAGUACUCUGCCAACAGCCUUCAUUUCCUUCCGCCACCGACUACGACAGCCGCCGCUGCUCCUCAACCACACCUUGCGUACGCUACAAAUUUCCGCCACCGGCGGCGAAAGACCGCAGCCGCCUCCUCUUCUUCUCCACCAACACCGCCCUUCGUUCGACGCUUUCCUCAGCUUCCACGGUGCACUACGUCACACCAUCGUGGACCACCUCUACGCCUCGCUAUUGAGAAAGGGAGUAAAGGCAUUCAAAGAUGACACCCAAAUGGAGAGGGGAGUGGAGGUCAAACAGGCCAUAUCGGCGGCGAUCGGAGACUCGAGCAUCUACUUGCUCCUUCUCUCUCCCGGCUAUGCGUCGUCAUCUUUCUGCAUGGACGAGGCAGUGGAGAUCAUGAAAAGCUGCGACGGCGGCGGCGGGAGAGUAGCCUUGCCGGUCUUUUACCUCGUCACACCGGAGGACGUCUGUCUACCGACGGCCGGCUGCUUCAAGGAACAGUUCCAGGCGCACUUUGCUGACUUCACUUACGCCCGGGUACAGGGAUGGAUCGAUGCUUUAUCCGCGAUCGGAGAAAUUGCUGGAUUUGUGCAUAACAAUGGCAGGUAG